Molecule: messenger RNA, 2359 nt
Organism: Durio zibethinus
Lineage: Eukaryota; Viridiplantae; Streptophyta; Magnoliopsida; Malvales; Malvaceae
Source: RefSeq, a predicted model, not a curated record
AUACGGAUCGUUAAGGUUUAAUAUUACCUCUUAUCGUCUAUUAGACUAUUAUUAUAUGCUGGAAUUUGGCUAAACCCAAAUCUCCAAUCUCAUUAUUUGAUGAUAAUGCAGGAAUAAUGAUUGAAGAAAGAAAAAUUCACUUCGAAAAGAGGGAGUUCAUCAAUUUCAAAAGUAAAACAAAGAAUAAGCUGUGUAAUAAAUGCUGACUUAGCCAUACUUCGCGGUUCCAACAUCCUCCCUCAAUUACCUUGUCCAUUUGUCAUCCUUCAGUCUCGCUUCCAUUUUUAAUUAAUACUUAAUCCAAGGGAAAGCCAACAACAAGAACAACGAUAGCCGUUUAACCCAUCCCUUUCUUCCCCAUCCACGUCUCCCCCGAUAAGAAGAUCGAUCCCAUUUUCCGCUACUAUUUCCUUCUCCUACAGUCCAUCCCUUGGAAUUUGUGCUUGGUCCUCUCAAUUUCCUCCGUGAUUCCUCCUCCUCCUCCUUCACCUUUCUUGGUUUUCUUCCCUCCCUCUCUCUUAGUUUUCAAAAAGCUAAAGAAACAGAGGAAAAUAGAAAAGAACUCCAGACUCUCUCCUUCAGCUUUCUCAGAAAGAGAAAUGAAGAGCAAUCCUAAUACAAAGCUAAUUCUCCUCCACCCUUCGAUCCACAAAUACUCCUCUUACUCUCACCGCUUCUUCCUGUUCUUCUUCAUUUCUAUCUUCGCUUUAGCUUUCACUCUAACUCUCUUCACCACCACUUCCAUUUCCAACUCUACCAUCCCUUCCCUAUCAACCUCUACGGCCUCCCUACCUUCCUCCGUCACCAUCGCGCUCCUCCACUAUGCUUCGACUGCCACUAUCAAUACCACCACUCACCACAUGUCAUCUUCCGAACUCUCCCUGAUUGCUUCCACUCUCCACAACUGCCCCUCCUCGCCUUGCCGUUUCCUUGUCUUUGGUCUAACCCACGAAUCCCUCCUAUGGCACUCCCUCAACAUCCACGGCCACACCAUUUUCCUCGACGAAAGCGAGUACUUAGUCUCCUCAUUCGACCGCAACCACCCGGAGAUCGAAGCAUACGACAUCCAAUACACCACCAAAGUAAACCAAAUGUCAGAUUUAUUAUCCCUAGCCAAAUCCCACAUCGAAAACGAUUGCAAACCAGUCCAAAACCUACUCUUUUCUGAUUGUAAACUCGCAAUCAACGACAUGCCAAACCAUAUUUACGAUUUAAGUUGGGAUGUAAUCUUAAUCGACGGGCCACGUGGCUACUUCGCAGAUGCUCCAGGGAGGAUGGCUCCGAUAUUUACGGCGGGAGUGUUGGCAAGGAGCAAGAAGAGAGGUAGAAAAACGCAUGUUUUUGUGCAUGAUUUUGAGAGGGACGUUGAAAGUAUUUUUAGCGACGAGUUUUUGUGUGAAGAAAACUUGGUGGAAACAGUGAAUUCUUUGGGACAUUUUGUAGUGGAAAAAGAAGAAGUGAGUGAUGAUGGUAAGAAGUCUGGGUUUUGUAAGAAUUUGACAUCAUCGUCGCCUUUGUCUGUUUCUUUAUCAUCAGGAGAAGAUGAUGAUUGAGAGAUUUAGAUGGGUUUGUCUCUCUUUGCAAAUUGUAUCAUUUACAACUUUUUUUUUAUCAGUACAAAAGUGUAUUUAUAUAUAGGUUUAAAAGUUUAAACCAUUGGAAAUGUAUCCGGAAAAAAAUAUAAUCAAGUUUUACGAGAUUUGAAUGCUUUUAACUUUUUUGUGGCCAAUUAAAUCUGUUUGGUUGCCGAGAAAAGGGGGGGAAAGAAAAAAAACAGGAUUUAAAUCUGGAAUUUUUGCCUUUGAAAUACUUGUUCUAUUUGAUUGCUGAGAAAACUGGUGGGAAAGUGAAGAAAUUGAAAUUGGAAUAUAUUUUUUUUAAAACCUCCUAACUAUGCUUGGCUGAUGUGCUUCUGACCAAUAACCUAGACGAAAACCCAAAACUCAAUAUAUUAGUAUUAAAAAUUAGAAAUCCCAAGCAAAACGAAAAUUCGAUUAGUUUCCCUGAGAUUUUCUCGGCAACCAAACGAGAAAAGAGAAAAAAAGAAAAAGUUCAAAAGGAAAGUGAUGGCAGUAUCAGCAGGCGUCGGUGGCCGAUUGAGUGAAGGAAUGUCCAACGUUGGAGCGAGGUGAGAGACAGAAUGCUCGGUUAGCAAAACCCAUGUUACUAAUAAAGAUUCGAAUCCUCGGAACGGUGGGGCCCAGGAGAUACGCGCUCCGAAGCUCUAUGAUUAUUAACUCUUAAUAUAAUUGGCUUGGGGGAGCGUGCAGAUAAGAAGCUGCGUGGUCGGGAUUGUGAUUGAAUAAAUACAAUAUACAGAUCACGUGGUUCACGUGAGUAAAAGCGUACGUUAUUGCAG